UGUCGCUUUAUUUAUUAUAUUUAAACAUUUUUACUAACAUUUUAUUUUUACAGGAAAAACAAUGCAAUCGAAGAGGAAGGAGAUGAAGAUGGAGUUGGUAUCGUGUGAGAGGAGGUUACAGAAACUUAUUAAUAAGUGUACUUUUAAACAUUGUACAAAUUACAAUGAGAACCUUAAUGCUGUCGCCCUAGAGAAUAAGAUCAUUAGAUUUGACAAACCUAUUUAUAUUGGUUUUGCGGUGCUAGACAUAUCUAAAACUUUAAUGUACGAUUACCAUUAUAAUGUAAUGAAGAGACACUAUAGAGACAAAAUUGAGUUAAUGUACACUGACACAGAUUCACUAGUAUAUCAUGUUCAGACGGAAGAUUUUUAUAUGGACUUGGCUGCUAACCCUAGCUUGUUGGACCGGAUGGACACUGCUAACCUGCCCAGUGACCAUCCGUGUUAUGUGGCAGAUAGGAAGAAGAGUCCGGGAUUCUUUUCUGAUGAGGUGGAUGGUAAUGUGGUGACAGAGUUUUGUGCUCUUAGGGCAAAAUCGUAUGCAUUCGACGUUUAUACAAGGGAGAACAAUGCUGGAGGAGGAGAGAAGAUCAAGGCAAAGGGGAUAAGGCAGCACGUAGUUAAGAACCACAUGACGUUGGAAGACCAUAGGAGGUGUUUGUUUGGUGAAGAUGGAGUGGAAGCAUAUAGGGAGAAUGUUUCAAUACGGUCAUUCAACCACCAACUUAUGACCAUAAAGACCAAUAAGUUAACAUAUAACAGCUAUGACGACAAGAGGGUGGUACUGCGAGACAAAAUAAACACACUAGCCCACGGACAUUACAGUAUAGAGAGAGAUGAACCAGAGGAUGAGUAGACAGAACUUCAACAUUACUUUUAUAUAUUGUAUAUUUUUUUCUGUUAAUUAGUUUUAUUGUAAAUAUUAUACGUUAUAUAGUUUGUUAUAUUUGAGAUAGAUUAAUGUAUAUAACCUUUGUAUAUAUUUUUUUUAAA
Molecule: messenger RNA, 993 nt
Organism: Aphis gossypii (cotton aphid)
Lineage: Eukaryota; Metazoa; Arthropoda; Insecta; Hemiptera; Aphididae
Exons: 4
Coding region: 62-856 (264 amino acids)
Source: RefSeq, a predicted model, not a curated record